Messenger RNA from Saccostrea echinata, 469 nucleotides. RefSeq lists its product as uncharacterized. Bases 21 to 452 code for a protein of 143 amino acids. The record is from RefSeq and is a predicted model, not a curated record. The transcript is spliced from 2 exons. NCBI's taxonomy places the organism in Eukaryota, Metazoa, Mollusca, Bivalvia, Ostreida, Ostreidae.
GUGAAGGGCUAAUACACAAAAUGGAUACAAAGUCUGUGCUUCUCCUAGUGAUAUUGAUGUUUGUCAACAGAGCAGUGGGAGGGCUGUUAAGCCUACAGUUAUGUCACUCCCAUUGUAACAUAGGAGAAGUAGACUGUCUUCUACAGUGCCCAACUAUCCUGUGUGAGCAGGACUGCACCAGGGCUGAACGGAGGUGUGUGGAGCUUUGCGAUGCUGAACACACCACAACCCAGCAAGUGAUGACCGUAGAUCCCAACAUCUUGACAACUAAGACACACAUGCACACAAAAAGUACGACAGCAGCCCCCACUACAAGGGAGACGCCCACCCCAUCAACAGUGUCAGGGACCUCAGAAAUAAAACCCACCCCCAAGCCGCAUCGUCCACCCACAACUACAACUGAAGUCAUCACCACAACUGAGGAUAAAAAUGGAGUUGUCAUUAUUGGUUAAUUAAAACAAAUUUAUCA